GCCAGUGAGUGACCGAAGUCACAUAGCUCCGCUCGCUUCUAUUCCUUAACUACAGCGCUUAGCUGUUCUUCGUCCUUCCUUUCCUCAUCAGUGUACAGAAUGACCGAAGGCAAGUAGUAACGAUUGUAGUUAAUAUAGAUACAGUUGUUAGCUUACAAUAACUCUUGAUUUUUAAUAGCUAAAGAGUUAUUUGAAAAGCAAUUGGCAGAUCUGACGAAGCAACUAACAGUAAAUAGAAAUGACGAUAAGCUAACAGCCAAUACUCUGCUUGAAAGGGGAAAAAUAUAUGAAGAAUUAGGUCAAAUUGACCGAGCAAUAGAAGAUGUCCAGACGGCUCUUAAACGUCAUAAGGAUGUAGAACAACAUGCUAAAAGCAUGCUUUUGCACUUAACUACCCUUAAACAGUCACCUCAGAAACUGUCUACAGUUGAUACCAUUAUUAAUAAUACCCAGGAACCUGAAAUUGACAUACGUCUUACUUCCUUUCAAAAAUGUUUGAUGAAUAUUGAUGAUCCUACUGAUAACUCCAAAAUCCGCACAUUCGUUGACUCUAAUGACUUUGUACAAGUUCUUACAGCUUGCGGUACGCCUAGCACGCCAUCCCGCGUCAGAAGUCUAGCCUUCAUGGUUUUAACCAAGCUUUUCAAUCCAUCCACUACUCAAAAGGAUCAUCCAAUGACGUUUAUCAUUGAAAAAUGUGCCGCAUGUUUUGCGCAAUGUAUUGAUCAAGGAAAGAAUGAAUCAAAGCUCCUUGCUUACCGCACCUUAAACGCUAUUUUCCAAGCAAGCAUGACAGUAGGUGCGGCUAUUUUAUGUCAAGAGGGAACUGUAGAGGAGAUGAUGGAUGUUGUAGAGUUUGAAAUUGAGCCUGUUCAAUUGGCCAUCGCAGAGCUUUUGUGCAUCGCUUCGUCUGAUAAAUCAUGUAGAAAGCAGAUCUUAGCAUACGCUACUAAUUGGCUGGCAAAAAUGGCUAGUCAAACAAAGACAGACACUCAGUUAAAAGCAGCGGCAAGUACAGCAUUAGCUAAAUUAAAAGCUCAGAACGAUUUGUCCGAGAGUGAUGAUAUACCUACGGUUGUCAACAGAACUGUUGAUCCCACGAAUACUGGAGCUCAUGAUCAACUGGAAGAUGCUAUGCGUAAAAUGAAUUUGACCGAUGAUAAACUCAUCGAUGCUUUAUGUGAAACAAUCGUAUCAAAUUCAUCGGAUGUCACUUCAAUAUUGAAUUCCGUAGAAGGUCUAGCCUAUUCUAGUCUGAAACCAAAUGUCAAAGAGAAGCUGGGUAGCAACGAAGACUUUCUGAAAUGCUUAUCAGCAUUGGCUGUAAGUGCAGCAAAUGAUAAUUUAGCAAUCAACAACCCUCUACUGUUUGGCAUCGGUACUAUAUUUGCCAAUUUGACAAUGUACAAGCCGGUUCUGGACGAGCAACAGAAACAGAUGAAAAAAUUACGUGAUCUCGCCAAUGCCAAACAAAAACAGGCAGCCGCAGGCGUUAAAAGUGUUUACACAGAGGAUGCAGCAAUUGCAAACGAUCCCACAGACGAUGAUGAAGCUGUGGAGGAACGCAUUAAAAGGUCUGUAAAGAAUGGUGUUGCCGUAGCGUUGAUGGUACUUGCAAAGAGUCAAAGCGUCAAUCUAAGAGCUAUAGCUGCACAGACAUAUUUAAAUUUGGUCACACCACAGAGUACGAGAGGUCAAUUGUUGCAACAAGGUAUUGUGAAGAGCUUACUACUAUUGACGAGAGAUACGACAAUAGACGAUAUAGGUAUAAUAGCAUCACAAGCCUUGGCGAAAUUAGCUAUCACUACAGAUCCUCGCAUAGCUUUUCAAGGCGGCGCCUUACUCGAUUUAGUAAGACCAUUUUUGAAUCUAUGUAAAGACAGCAAGAGUCAGUUGCGUCAAUUUGAAGGGCUGAUGGCAUUAACAAAUCUGGCAUCCGUGGAUGAUCGGGUUCGACUAUCAAUUGAUAAAGCUGGUGGUAUGGCUAUCUUCGAAAACUUGCAGCUUUCAGAUCAUAAUAUGGUACAGCGAGCAGCAACGGAAAUGGUGUGUAAUAUGACUUUUUGUGAGCCUGUAUUUGAUCGUUAUAGUGAUCCUAGGAAAUCGCAAAACAAAAUUCGUCUAUUAAUGAUUUUAUCUGAUCACGAAGACCCAGCGACAAGAAGGGCUGCAUCCGGCGCUCUUGCUAUAUUAGCGAAUAGUAAAGGCACGUGUGAAAUGAUAUUGAAAGUGGAUAAGGCCUAUGAGAGAAUAUUACGUUGGCUGGAUGUUGAAGAAACAGCAGAUGUACAGCAUAGAGGCAUUGAAGUGAUUCGUUGUUUGAUAGAAUAUGAAGGGGGGAAAGUAGUGAAAGGAUUGAUGGGAGAAGGUGUGGAUAAAAGGUUGAUAACUUUGAUCCAAAAAUGCCAAGUACCUGCAGUUCAAAGUGCAGCUGUUGAAGUUUUAAGAAUGUUUUCCAAGAACGGCGCACAAAUUACUUUGUCAAAUUGAUGAAAAGGUCCAUUUGAGGUUAGAAGAUAACUAUUAUACUUUUUAUGUUAUGUAAUAAAAAGGAAAAGGAUGUUAGAAGGAGUAUCCGAGCAGUACCGUGUAUUCACCACCGGGUGCCUUUUCAGUCAC
This is a messenger RNA of Mycotypha africana, 2619 nucleotides long. RefSeq names its product armadillo-type protein. Bases 376 to 2490 code for a protein of 704 amino acids. The transcript is spliced from 2 exons. The record is from RefSeq and is a predicted model, not a curated record. NCBI's taxonomy places the organism in Eukaryota, Fungi, Mucoromycota, Mucoromycetes, Mucorales, Mycotyphaceae.